AUAUCCAUGCGUUUUCCCGCAUGGUGACCUCUUCCCGGUGUAAACAUACAUCGUAACUUACAAUUCUUUCCAGUCAUCCACCGGGCUUAUUUCCUAUCCGAUAAAUGGUAAUUCAGCACGGUAUGUCGUUAUAUUCAAUAUAAUUCAAUGUAUUUUUGAUUUGUCUUUGGUCCAUUAUAAUGAGGUUGUAGUUAACUUUAACCAUAAUGGCCAGUAUAGGAUUUUUCAUGUUGUACAGACUAACACGUAUUGCCACAGCCAUGCCAGGAUAUCACAAAAACAAGGGUAUUUUCAUGCGUAUACAUUCAAGUACAAUGGACAUACAACGUUUUUCAACAGGCUGUUUGAAAUGCAACAAUGAUUCCAGAUACAACUCUGAUCCAUCACUGCUAAAUACCCAACUGGUAUCCAAACUGUCGAGAAAGAGAUCCCUCUCUCCACUUGAGAGAGUCAGUAGCCUGCUUCCCCAGGAUGUACUGAGCCCUGAGGUGACGCAGCUGAGAGAACAGUGCCAGCCACUUGAAGAGGAUGUAUGCAUGCAAAAAGAGCAUGCUGAUAUUUUGUCCACGCAAGAGCAAGGUACCGUAUUGGACUCAAGAGAUGAAUCACUGUUUAAACAGCACGAUUCAGAUGCAAGCGAUGAGUGGGAUGUACAUGCACAGUUGGACACAUCAAAGACACCAUUAAGUGCAAAACAAUGUAUGUCACCUACACUCCCACGAGAGACCACACUUUCAUACGGGGAGCAGUUAGUGGCGAUUUAUCAUGGGAAAAAGCAUGCGGAGUUCAGGAAGAUGUUCCAGCUUCAGACAGGAGCACGUCUGAACAGCAACUUGGGGGUUGUCCUGCAUGACGACAUAGCUGGGCACCCAGCGGGCCAUUUCCAGAAGUCAAACCGAGGGUUUCCUAUCUUCAUACGACGUGCCAGUUUGGAUGAGUAUGUGCUGAGUAUGAAGAGAGGUCCAGCUAUCUGCUACCCAAAGGAUGCCAACACUAUGCUGAUGAUGAUGGACGUCACAGAGGGAGACUGUGUGCUGGAGUCGGGCACUGGUUCUGGGGCCAUGUCUCUGUUUUUGUCUCGAGCAGUGGGCUCCAUUGGCAGCGUUUUGAGCAUUGACGUCCGACAGGAUCACCUCAAACAAGCCAUGCUCAACUAUCAGCGUUGGCGGGCCUCGUGGAGAGCGCGGCGUGGGGAGGAUUGGCCUGACAACGUUCAGUUCCAUAACGCUGACCUAUGCACGGCGAUGUCACUUUUGGCCGGUCAGGCAUUCAAUGCGGUUGCUCUUGAUCUGUUAAACCCACACCUUGUUUUACCGACGGUGAUUUCACAUCUGCACCCUGGCGGUGUAUGUGCCGUCUACCUUGCCAAAAGACACACGGUAGAGAAUGGAUGGAAUGAUGGAUAAACUGACGGCAAUGUUGGAAUAAAAAGCUACACUGGCAGAACAGCAUCCUCACCUGGUUGAAAAAAGGCACGUUAGACCUUGCACUACAUCAUGCAGAACGUAUCACAUUUUUUUCGACUUAUUAGUCCUACUUUAUUCCGUAAAACCAGCAUCCUCUACAGUAGACUAUUGAUUUUGUCCUAUUUAUUUUUUACAAGAGUGCUCUGCUGCUUUUAAGCAGUUUCUGCAAUAAUCUAGUCAAAGAUCUUCUUCAUGACAGUACUCUAGUGUUCUUAAGGACCCACUGGAGGACCCGUGUUCUAUGUUUUCUAGCAAGGUUAAAUGUCAAUGCAAGGAUUUGCCAAUGCGUUUACUGAGGUUCAAGUUCCUGUAUACGACAGGAGCACUCUAGUGUUUUUAGGAAUUUGCUGCAAAAAUGUUUUGUAAAAAGUUUUGAACUAAUCUCGGCGGGCCAGUAUGGUGUCAUUCCUAGGCCGGAUUCUCCCCCUGCGCUGCCAGUUUAUUAGCACUGAACUACACAGUUUAUGGUGAUCUUAAUAUUGUAUUCUUACAUCUGUGUGCUUGUCUCAAAACAGAGGGUUCUCCUUCACCAGUCAUGUUGUUCACUACAAAGAUAUUUAGUGUGGUAAAACACAUUGGGCCUGAUUUACUCAAGGUUUGCAUGUACUAAACCACGUGCAAACUUGAUAGCACACGCAAAACUAAUCUACUAAACGUUUGCAAAGUGAAUUGCAUCUGUUAAGUUAGCAGUGUAAGGCGUUCAAUUUAUUUAGUGUCUGUAUUCAUUAAUAUGCAAAAUAUAUGCUGAUGCAUCAAAAUGCUUACAAUACUGGGAGGAGAAUAUACAAAUAUAAUUAGCACGUACAAUGUCAUUCAUCAACACUUAUCUAAUCACCGUUUUGCAUUUUAUUUACCGUAUUUUUCGGAGUAUAAGUCGCACCUGCCGAAAAUGCAUAAUAAAGAAGGAAAAAAACAUAUAUAAGUCGCACUGGAGCCCGGCCAAACUAUGAAAAAAAACUGCGACUUAUAGUCCGAAAAAUACGAUAGCAUAUGUGGGAAGGGCGUGGAAACUUGUAAACGGCGCGUGCAACAGCAAAGGCAGGCAACAAACAUGACUGUAGACACAAAGUUAAAUCAUGAAAUGCAACCUGACCCUUGCAAAAACGAUGCAUAUUUAUUCGGGAGAGUCUUAUUACCAAUUUCCUUGAUCCAGCCACACACAAAGAAAUUGCAGACCUCCAUGCUUUUCCAAGUUUUCAUCUGUUUUGUCAUGUAGAAUGGCCUUUGGAGCACACAAUAGUUUGACAACUGCACCGACAAAUAAUACUUUAUCACUCGACAAAUCUUUUUUUUUUUUGAUAAAGUGUAUGGAUCUAUUCCAUUGCAUAUAUUUUUUUUUCAAAUCGGCUUUUUGCAGGAAGAUAUUGGCCCCCUGUGUACUCAGAUAGUACGCGCACUGCUCGCUGUACAACAGCCAUCUUAGCUUAGUUGACCACCACUGGUUUUCACUUCCGGGAAAAAUAUAUUGUCUGAAUACAAGCAAUUCAAUAUCAUUAUUUUAUCAUUUUAUUGCUGCUAGAGGAUUUAGAAAGGCUGAUUAAAACAAUUGUAAUUGAUGUGUUUUGGUGUCCUUUAUUUUUUAAUGAUGUUUGUGUUUUUAACAACUAAUAUAUAUUAUUAACAUAUUUCUCAUACGAAAAAAAAAGCGGAGUUAGUGCAGCCUCCCUCUAAUGAGCGCACCUUUUAAGCGGUAAAAAAAAAAAGUGGUUUCAUUGUAGAUACACUGCAGGACUGCUUUUAAAAUGCCCAUGCGAAGUUGUACAUGUCUCCUGCUGGUGAAAACACAGCAAAACGACACAAGGGAAGCAUGAUAACAUGGAUCUGCUGAGAGUGUCUCUGUGGUGAUGCCCCGUACAGCCCACAAAAAAAUUGCAUUUAAAUAAGGCCGUCUGCACACUUUUGCACUUUCAAUUGCACUUUCACUACCGCCCGAAUGCAGCUGAGAUAGGUUCCAGCCACCCCCCGCGACCCCGAAACGGACAAGCGGUAGAAAAUGGAUGGAUGGAUGGGGUGUUCGCAAAUCACACGCAACACGCAGACUAAUAGUAUACAAUAUUUUAUAGCGCAAGGUAUUUGUAUCUUAGUAAAUCGGGCCCACUGAUCGUUUCUUUUCUUUCUUGUU
This is a messenger RNA of Nerophis lumbriciformis (worm pipefish), 3588 nucleotides long. It is a transcript of the gene trmt61b, whose product is annotated as tRNA methyltransferase 61B. Gene Ontology annotation, cellular component: tRNA (m1A) methyltransferase complex; mitochondrion. Gene Ontology annotation, molecular function: tRNA (adenine(58)-N1)-methyltransferase activity. The record is from RefSeq and is a predicted model, not a curated record. Gene Ontology annotation, biological process: tRNA methylation. NCBI's taxonomy places the organism in Eukaryota, Metazoa, Chordata, Actinopteri, Syngnathiformes, Syngnathidae.